Molecule: messenger RNA, 543 nt
Organism: Strongylus vulgaris
Lineage: Eukaryota; Metazoa; Nematoda; Chromadorea; Rhabditida; Strongylidae
Source: the annotation of a GenBank genome assembly
AUGAAUGGUGCCUCCACAUUGACUGACUCACUUGUUAGAGAACACCUGUUAUUUCGCGGCCUUUAUAAUACACUAAAAGCUUUCGAUCAGGAUUCGAAAUCGGGGAAAGACUUGAAGCUUCAGGAAAAUGCUCGAUUAACUGUUGUGUACGAAACUGAUAUCUAUCGGUUAUAUCUAGUCAAAUGUAUGGAAAACAAACGUAUGGAUAAAUGUAACCAGUUUUUCCUCAAAUGUGCCGCUCUUACUCAGAACAAUCCCUUAUGGGCUGAAUGGUUUGCGUUUCCAUAUCAUCCUAAGCCGGAAUCUUGUCAGGCCUAUCGGAAGUACUACAGUCAUGAGUGGAGGGAAAUUUUCGUAAUCUCCCUUCACAAUUUUGUGCGAAUAGCAAUACAGUCAUCGCCAAGAUCACAUCUCGUUCAAAUGGUGGAGCUGUUGUCCGAGGAGAUCGAGUCGACCAACUCGGAUCGCUCGCAUGGUGCUAACUUUGUUAUGAACCCGUUCGAUGACGAACUAAUGGACGAUUUUGCUGUUAUCGCCCAGUGA